Fibroporia radiculosa is the source of this 2283-nucleotide messenger RNA. RefSeq lists its product as uncharacterized. Lineage: Eukaryota; Fungi; Basidiomycota; Agaricomycetes; Polyporales; Fibroporiaceae. Gene Ontology annotation, molecular function: protein binding. The record is from RefSeq and is a predicted model, not a curated record. The transcript is spliced from 9 exons. Bases 1 to 2283 code for a protein of 760 amino acids.
AUGUCUCACAGCGAGUCUGAGGACGACGGCAUUGACGACGCCGAGUUCGACAGAACGACAGAGGGCGACGACGAAAUCGACGAGGACAUCCUGGAUGCCCUCGAGGGUGAUCUCGCUGCCGCCGCCGCAGAGGAGGGCACGGACGGGGAGGAUGACUCCCUCUCAGAUGAUUCCGACGGCGGCUCUGACGACGACGAAGCAGGCUACGACGACGUGCUCUCACAGAAGCAGGUGCAGGUCGAAGACGUCUCCGGCUCUGUCCCUCCUGCCACAACGCUCUCGUCAUCAAGAGACUCGCCGUCUGGAGAAGAACACAGUCCUGCGGCCGCCGCACCACCCCGAAGCCGCUCGCUCUCGCCGGCGCACAUGCGGAGGAUCAAGCUGCUCUCCGACAUCUCGUGGCCCCGGUCGUACACCGUCGAGGCCAUCUGCGCCAUUCCCCAGCCUGUGCCCACCCACUGUCUCGCGUCCUCUCUGUGCCUGACGCACCUCCUCACCGGCUCUGAGGACGGCUACAUCCGCAACUACGACAUCUUCUCCGCCGUGAACGGUAAGGUUUUCCUGACUGCACCGCAGAGGCAUCAUUGCGGUGUCAUGGAGGGUCUCAUGAAAGCUGGUCAGAUCAAGUUCUGGUGGGAGAACCCGGGUGCGUCCGACGCGGGUGUCAACUAUGGCUCGUCUGAGGAGCCACGGCUGUCCUCGGUAUACAGCCUGGCGAUGCACUCGGAUGCACUCUGGUCGCUGGCUGGCUCGGACCAAGGACAAAUCAACUUGUUCACUGUCCGUCACGAUCCUGGCAGGUUGUGUCAUUCGAUGAAAGGCCACCGUGGCCGCCCUGUCUCUGGGCUUGCCAUGCAACACGACGAGAAGGGGUUCUUCAGUGCCGGUUGGGACGGCGAGGCUGUGCAAUGGGACUUGAACACGGGCUGGGCCGUGCGGAACUUUACAGCGCAUGGAUCGCAGCUUACUGCCAUCGCAGUGCGACCGCUGGCUGCUCCGCAUGCGGGUCAUCACUGGAGCUCACCGCGACUGAACAACCAGAUGCAAAUCAGCACACAGGGACCUCCCGGAGAUUCGUCUGCACUCGGCGCCGCCGGCGAGGAGAUGGACUGGCUGAAGGCCGAGCUGGAGGGCGACUCUGAGCUAAUUGGGCAGGCCGCCAUGGGCCGCCGGAUGUCUGCUGGGGCGGCGGCGCCGCCGCCCCAGAAGCACGAAGAAGACGAUAAGUCGGACGGAUCUUACGAUCCUCUCUUUGAUGACGAGCCGGACGCCGACGGCGAGCCCGACCAAGGCGACGGUGCUAUGGUGCCACCCAACCCGGCCGCGCCCCCUUUCAGCAACCUGUCCCAUGCGCGGUUCUCGGAUACGAAGCAGCGCUCGUUUUCUACCUCACAAGCGCAUUCGGGCACUAGGAGCGCCGUGGCUCCAAAGAACGCGCCGCCGAUAUUAGACCCCUUGACCUACGCGACAUUUUCGUCGGACACGUUGAUGACUGCGUCUAUCGACGGGCAAGUCAUCCUGUGGGACACCCGCGUCCACUCGCCCGGGACGGGGGUAGGCCGGCUCUGGAUGAGCGACAAGACGCCGCCGUGGUGCGUCUCGGCUUGCUGGUCGGCCGACGGCGCGCAGAUAUACACCGGUAGACGGAACGGCACCAUCGACAUCUACGACGUCCGACAGACGGGACGUGUGGGGUCGGGGACGCCCAAGAUCCUGAAGACGCUUCGAAAUCCCGUUAGUUCUGGGGUGGUCUCGUGCGUCGUCGCGUUUCCCGACGGACGGCAUCUUGCAUGUGCGUCUAACGACAACAUUCGCCUGUGGAACGUGGCGGAGGCUGGCGAGCCCGAUGCGCUCGGUAAGAUGAAGAGCGGCGUGCAGUUCAAGAUUAUACCAGGACACCAUGGCGGAUUCAUCUCGCAAAUGCUCGUCGAUCCUGCCGCAAGGUUCCUGAUGAUUCAACAACCGCCAUUCGCUCUGUUUGGAUAUUACCACGUCAACGCCCCAUCGCACUCUAGAGAUACGAAUGAAGCCAUUCGUGGAUGUCGAGAGCCCCGCAGCGUUUUCUCCGGCGCGUAUAUCGUCAAUGGCUCACUCUCGCGCGCAAUUUACGAUAGCACUGCAUCGUCACGUCAAAGCCGAUGCCUGGCAGAGAUACCUGCACACUUUAUGUCACGGCUCAAUUCCGAUGUUGGCAUUGCUGUGGCUGCCGUAACUUAUGUCUUAGAUGUGAUCCGACCCAUUGUUGUUCCUGACCAGCUAAGAGAGAUAUUGUCCGCAUUGUGA